GAGAGCAAAGGGAGAAUCCGUCUCCGGCUGCUGCUGCGGCGGCGGCGGGCCGUCCUGGAAAACUGGUUUCCUCGACAUGACGCAAGGAGACGCUUCUCUCAUUGGUGCUUCCCCGAGUUCCUGACAUCACGCGGCGGAAGACGCGGCGGCCGCGCCUGCCGCGCGCCGGCGGUCCCCCGGCGGCAAAAGCAGUCUUGCCGCACGCACGCGGCGAGUGCAAUCACGGUAUAACUCGGCGGCAUAUAACCAUCAUGGGCGCCCGGUCGUUCACCAUUCGUCGAGCGUCGCUCGCCAGCAGCACUUGUCACGCCAAUAGCAAUGGCCAGCCAACACGAGCGCGUGGCGAGGGGAGUCGCAUGGACGGCGCUGCUUGUCUUGUGCACGUGCUUCGCCGUGGGACUGUGCCGGCCGCCCAAGAAGUACGGCAGUCGCGACUACCUGCGCGCCAGUCAGCACCUGCAGAUGGUGCAGCGAGACGCGCGGUGCAAGUUUCCCCAGCCGAGGACCAUCUGCGUGCCAGACAUCUACCCGAAUGAGAGCAAAAGGUACGUGCCCCACUGCACCGUGGUGCACCGGUGCGCCCCGGACACGGGCUGCUGCGCCACCGAGGACGAGCACUGUCAGCCCAAGAGCAUUCAGGUGGUGGAGCGCACUUUCCUGGUGCUCGAGCUCGACGCCAGCGGAGAGCAGCACACCAAGGUGGAGACGCUAGCCUUCGACAACCACACCGAGUGCGAAUGCCGGUCCAAGUACGACCCCAUCCGAUGACGUAACGCGAUUCCUAGAGAAACAGCGGAGCCUCACCCACGGGUCACGCUGUGCACUGGACUCGCCCGCCACUGUGCGAGGCCGCGCGCGCACCGCGCACCCCGCAUGGACAGGGCCCUGUGAUGGCUUCUUCGCACAGCUCGGCACGUGGGUGUCGCCGCUCAAUUGCUCGUUAUUUAUUACCAUGUGCUUCGUCCGUCAUCGCUGCACGCUAUUUAUUACCACCAUGGACCAUUCGCACCUGUUAUACAGACGGAAGCCGACGCGCUCCUAGUCACAUCAUCCGUUAUUUAUUUGUACAUAAAUAAAUAUACGUAUUUUUUUUUACA
Dermacentor silvarum is the source of this 1097-nucleotide messenger RNA. RefSeq names its product snake venom vascular endothelial growth factor toxin cratrin. Lineage: Eukaryota; Metazoa; Arthropoda; Arachnida; Ixodida; Ixodidae. Gene Ontology annotation, biological process: hemocyte migration. Gene Ontology annotation, molecular function: growth factor activity. The coding region runs from base 319 to 768 and encodes 149 amino acids. The transcript is spliced from 2 exons. Gene Ontology annotation, cellular component: membrane. The record is from RefSeq and is a predicted model, not a curated record.